AUGCAUGACGACGAGCCUUCCUUGAAUAUACCAUCCCUCCUGACUCUGGCCGUGGUAUCCUUCUUUGUGCUCCGAUGGUUCUUUAAUCGCGACGAUAGCCCCUCUGCUAGCGGCCGACCCCGCGGACGUGGGAAUGUCGUCGAUCCAGCCCAGGUGGAGCAAAUCUUGCAGAUGUUUCCUCAGCUGAGCACCCGUGAGAUCAUGUGGGAUCUGCAGCGUAAUGGCGGCAGUGUCGCGGCGACGACAGAGAGGAUUUUGGCCGGGCGGGGCCUGGAAACUCCGCCCCCAUCAUUCCAACCCCAGGUUGUGAUUUCCACGAACAGCCCAGUCACGCAUGCUACCUCGACCACUGCCUCGACCUCGAAGGCGGACGGGCAGGACUUGAUAUCACGUUAUAAUCUGAGCGCGAGGCUCGCAAGUGAGAACGCAGAGGCGAUCUCAGCAGCGCCUUCCAAAAAUGCCUGGUCCCAGAAUAAAGAAGAGCGACAACGGCUUCUGCAGAAGCGCCGAGACGAGAUGAUCCUCGCGGCACGAAGAAAGAUGAUGCAAAAGGAGCAGGGCAAAGCUCAAUAA
This is a messenger RNA of Penicillium maclennaniae, 573 nucleotides long. Its product is annotated as CUE domain-containing protein. NCBI's taxonomy places the organism in Eukaryota, Fungi, Ascomycota, Eurotiomycetes, Eurotiales, Aspergillaceae. The record is from RefSeq and is a predicted model, not a curated record. The transcript has 2 exons. Gene Ontology annotation, molecular function: ubiquitin binding. Bases 1 to 573 code for a protein of 190 amino acids.